CGCUUAUCAAUCGACGAGCCCCGUACCUAUAAAAGGCUGAAUCGCCGAUAUAAUUAUUUCCGUCGCAUAAUGCUACUCAGCUUGCACUGGGACAACAAGCUUCCAGCUCUCGUGAAGGCACGAGCAAAGCGCUCUCCCUCUGCUGCUGAUAACCUGGACAACGAUUCCGAAGGACCUGCGACCGCCCGUCGCGACUGUGUCCACCCUUCCGACGCGAUCUGGAGCCGUUACUGUAGCAGAACGGCGGCGUCGCCAUGGCGGCGGUGUCGUACAGAUUCCCUGCGAAAUAAUGACGCAGUGAAUCCUCCAGUGUGGAGCCUCUAAAGACGCAGAGCAUCUCCCUGUGAGGCUGGCUCGGCCGCCGCAGCAAGCGUUAACAUGCCAGGCGCCCCGAAACAGACUUCUGCCGUGGAGACCUCAAGAGGAGGGAGGACAGGAAACCUGAGAGACACCGCGAUGAGCAUUAAUAGUACUAAUAGCAUUAAUAGUCUUAGUAGUAGCAGUGGCAGUAGCAGUAGUGCUAGCAGUACCUGCGGAGGAAAGAAAGCUCGCUCGGAGAUUCGGCUGACGGCGCGGCUGCUCGUGGUUGUCGCCUUAACGACGCUCUUAACAGUCGCGGGAGACGGCAAGAGCGCUUUCGUCUCGUGGAUCGUACGAGCUCGCUCGCUUCUAGAUAACGCCGGAGCCGAGCAACCUGAAGUUGUAACGCCGCUAAGCCUGGAUGAGUCGGCCAACGCUGAAGCUCUACAGUUGACUACCAGUAGUAGUAACCCAAGCAUUCCUUUAAAAGAGUUUUCAAGCCCCAAGAAAGGUGACGGAAGCGCAUACUCCUCUAAAAGCUUAUUCUCAACGAAGAUACCACCACGCGAUGCGGGUGCCCGUGUAUCACGGCCAGCGGGAAGAGCGUAUCGUGCUUCGGGCAGCUCCCGUGGACGCGUCGCUGGGCAGCGCGUGCACCCCCUGCCUCUUCCCGACGUUGUUAUCUGGGUUCAGGGGCUGCUUCAUGAACGUCUACAUUCCAUGUGUGCAGGAUAUGCAUUACAUGACAUGCUUGCCAUCAAGCUGCAGUCUUUAAAAAACAGUAGUAGUAUAGAGGUUCAAAAUAACAAUAAUACUUCUCCAUCAAAAGUACACCGUAUGCGGCUUGCAUUCCUAUGGCUCACUGAAGACGAAAUGCGUCACACUCGUCUCCACGACAUCCUUGGGCCCUUGCCCUCUCUCGGUGCCUCAUCUGGCGCUCAAAGCCAUGCCAGCAACAGCGAUAUGGGCUCCCUUCAAGGAAGGAGGAAUACAUUACAAGGCAAGCGUGAUACAUGGAAAUCUGGUUGGUCGGCAGCACGGGCAAGAGGAGGUGGAGAAGGGAGGCUUGGGGGAGUGGGCGGAAAGGCAGGAAGGAGGAGGGAGGAAGGGUGCAAGGACGAUGUGCGAGAAGGGAUGGUGUCACCAUCUGUGCUGGACCACUGGCCUCGCUGGCUCGACUCGGCACUUUUCCUUCCUAUGAGCCUCUCCUGGCAAGUUCACCAACCGCCGUCAACUAGCAAACAUCAGCCAUCCUCUGCAUC
This is a messenger RNA of Closterium sp. NIES-67, 1562 nucleotides long. Lineage: Eukaryota; Viridiplantae; Streptophyta; Zygnematophyceae; Desmidiales; Closteriaceae. The record is from the annotation of a GenBank genome assembly.